UUAUUAUAAAUGUCAAAUAAAUUUUGAAAUUUCCGUGUCAUUUUUCACAUUUUUUUUGUUGGUUUUGAAUAUCGUAAAAUUCUCAGUUCAUUUUAAAUUUUUUUCGUGCGAAAUUCAUAGUACGUAAGAAUGGCGUGCAGCGAGUUGGUGUCGCAGUUGAGAUAUUUAAUUCAGGAGUACGAAAAUGGAAACGGGGCCAAACAACAAGUGGUAUGCCCUCCAACAACAGAACCAUGCGUCACCUGUUGUAUGGUAUGCCCGCCACCCAUCAUGGCCCCAACCGUACCUCAACCGGUAAAACCGUUGAGUCUUCCAUGCCCAGUGCAAUCGAACCACGAGCCCGAAAUGUCUCCAGAAGAAGCUGAACGAACAAGAUACGCAAACUUUUACAACAAUUACAAUAUAGAUUGGCACGCCGAGAGUCAAGGAUCUAGCGAUGCCCACCCGGACCCUAGGACUGAUAAGUGCAAGGGUGUCACCACGGACGGCAGUAAUCCUUGUUGUCCUAAAAAGAAGCCAGUUGAGGAGGAGGAUAAGGGAUGUCCUACUGGUUUUAAACCAUGUGCCAUGAAACUGAGUCCUCCUGCGGGUUGUCACCCUUGCGGCGUGUGGUGCGCCCAGAUUCAGCCGUGUCCACCGAAACCGAAAAAAAAAGUAAGUAAAUACGAACCAGGGCCCUGCCGACGUCCCUGUUGUAAACAUUGGAAAUCGAAAGACGGCGAGUGCAAGUACGACGAUCCUUGCAAAGCGCACUGCUAUAAUCACCCUCCCGGAAUGAAACCGAAAAGACGUAACGGCAACGGAAAUAUCCCCGCCAUCUGUUGACGUUAAGGUGCCUUAAAGUCUGACUGACUGGUCCUUAUUUUUGUUUUAGAAACAACAAUGAUGAUGUUGACGGUUGGACUGGGAGGAGUCGAAAAUACGCGAUAGGGUUUAGGAUCAUUUGAUCAUGUAAAGAAUUUGUAAAAGCAGGGCUAGGCAUCUGCGAUAAUCUAGAAAAUACAUUUUUAUGAUUUA
Molecule: messenger RNA, 1017 nt
Organism: Anthonomus grandis grandis
Lineage: Eukaryota; Metazoa; Arthropoda; Insecta; Coleoptera; Curculionidae
Exons: 4
Coding region: 130-825 (231 amino acids)
Molecular function (GO): metal ion binding
Source: RefSeq, a predicted model, not a curated record